Messenger RNA from Zychaea mexicana, 1227 nucleotides. RefSeq lists its product as uncharacterized. Gene Ontology annotation, biological process: regulation of DNA-templated transcription. The record is from RefSeq and is a predicted model, not a curated record. Gene Ontology annotation, molecular function: DNA-binding transcription factor activity; sequence-specific DNA binding. Lineage: Eukaryota; Fungi; Mucoromycota; Mucoromycetes; Mucorales; Lichtheimiaceae. The coding region runs from base 1 to 1227 and encodes 408 amino acids. The transcript is spliced from 3 exons.
AUGGCAACUACUUCUCGACACGUAUCAUCCUACGCCACACCACAACCAUCAUCAUCAUCAUCGUCAACCACCAUGCAGUCAUACAACCAUGCAUCACCACCUUCUCCUCCUCCUGUACAGAUAUUCGAUCUGCAAGAUGUAUUGUCGCAAUACCAGUCUCAACCCGAACUACUCAAAUUGAUCCUGAGCAGUAAAGUCGAGGAAGACAAACGACGCACAGAAGAAGCCAAGCUGCGUGCCAAGGAACUGGAUCUGUAUCUGAGGCAAGAUCAUCGAUUGCAACACAAGCGCAACAAUAGCUUGAGCAGCCAUUCUUCCAACAGCAGCCUUAGCAGCAGCGCUAGUGGGAGUAGUAGCAGUAACAUGAGCACGAGUCAUCAACAACAGCAUCAUAACCAGCAUCAGCAUCAGCAUCAUCUUCAUCUUCACCCUACGAAUAGCAGCAGCAACAACAACCACAACAAUAGCAGUAAUAGCAGACGACGAUCCAUCAUGAUCCGAGCCACGGCUGCACCCUAUCCUCCACCACAACAACACCAUCGCGAGACUAUGGAUGAUUACCAGGAACGACGCAACUCUGCGGCUGCUGCCAUGGUUGCAAUGGGAACAUCGUUAUCUCGAACUGCAUCAACACCUCCCCCACCAUCCUAUUUCCCUGCAUCUCCAUCCAUGAGUCCAUCUACCACCACCACUACUACUACUAGUAGUAGUAGUAGUACAACCGCACCAAGCGGCCCCUCUGCAUAUCCAUCUCCUGCCGCCGAAUAUUACUCCUCAGAACCGACCCAGUCCAGCAAAGACAACAAUAACAAUGAUACUCCUACUACGCCUACCACGAUCAUGACUACCACUGUUUCCAGAGAAGAAGACAAGGAAGGCUCCGAUAGUAAUGCCGCACCGUCCAGCCCAGAAGAAGAGUCAGCUCCUAAUCCUAUUACCACCACCACCUCCGGCCGAGCACGACGGAGACGCGAGAUGCAGGCCAUCACAAAAAUCGUUGAAACCCGUGAAUUCCCCUACCAAGACCGAUACUUUUGGAAGAACAAUGGCAAUACUACGCAGCGGAAGACUGGAUGCAAAAGUAUCUAUUACAAAUGCUCAAAUAGCAAUAAGGGAUGUCCUGUGAACAAGACAGUAACAGAACGACCGAACGGCGAAUACAUUAUCAAGUACCGCGGACAGCAUCUUGCUGAAUGCGGGCGGGUGGAGCGUAUCGUGGAUUUGUAA